GGUUGGCAGCUCGCUAUAUUGGGUUGGCAGGUCGCGAACUUGCAGCUGAAGGUAAUCAGGUUUGGCGAACUCGCGAACUUGCAUACGCCGCGGAAGGUACAUGUUUCCUGGUGCUCCCUGGUAUCUAAAUUGUUGUGCACUGCUUAGCAAAAUAAUUCUCUGCGACGGUUACUUCCAUUGGUGUGGUUGGUGCAAGGUGAUUCUUCCCUGCGACGGCAACGCCAACAACGAACUGGGAGGUGUUGCGGCUCUGCACAACCCUUGCCUUCAGCUCUAAGUAUAUUAAGACUAGAUCUCCUCGAAGGAUGUCGCGGCCACAGCUAGGCGCGACGAGCUAUCCAAGGCGGUGACUGGCAUCGAGCUCUCCAAGAUAUGACAACCUCAAGGAGACGCUGCAGCGGUCCAAGGACUCCGCGUCACGCUUUGUGGAGAGGAUGCAGCACACGUGGACGGCAGCACAGAUGCUCUGGAAGUCACUUCUGUCCGUGCUCUCGUCCGCCAACCAUGGAGUGUUUUCAUGAAGGUUUAAGCACAGUGGGCAUGGGUCUCCCAUUGUGGGAAAAGGCCCUUUCAGUAUCAACCUUUGACAACAAAUGACAAAUGGAUCAUGGUUUACACAUGAUCUAGCCACUUAGGGAUACCAUGUAGCCAAAUUGAAUCUCGCAGAGAAUAAUGGAAGGCAGAUGUUAAUGGAUUGUUGCAGCUUCAACAAAUGGACACACAUCUUACACUUUCCAUGUUUUGGGGUAUAAAAGGGUUACAUGAUGAAAUUGCUGCCCGUGAUGGGUUUCAUGCAAGCGCAGAUAACAUCUUCCUAACAGAUGGAGCAAGCCCGGCAGUACACAUGAUUCUGCAGUUGUUGAUAAGGUCUGAGAAGGAUGGCAGUCUCUGCCCUAUUCCACAGUACCCAUUGUACUCUGCAUCAAUUGCUCUUCAUGGUGGUUCCCUUGUUCCUUAUUUCCUUGAUGAAGAGACAGGGUGGGCACUUGAGGUUGAUGAGCUCAAGAAACAACUUGAGGAGGCUCGAUCUAUAGAGCAGGGUAUAAAAGGGUUACGUGAUGAAAUUGCUGCCCAUGAUGGGUUUCAUGCAAGCGCAGAUAACAUCUUCCUAACAGAUGGAGCAAGCCCGACAGUACACAUGAUUCUGCAGUUAUUGAUAAGGUCUGAGAAGGAUGGCAUUCUCUGCCCUAUUCCACAGUACCCAUUGUACUCUGCAUCAAUUGCUCUUCAUGGUGGUUCCCUUGUUCCUUAUUUCCUUGAUGAAGAGACAGGGUGGGUACUUGAGGUUGAUGAGCUCAAGAAACAACUUGAGGAGGCUCGAUCUAAGGGCAUCAGUGUUAGGGCGCUUGUUGUUAUAAAUCCAGGAAACCCAACAGGACAGGCAUGUUGUUCUCAAACCAAACCAGGGGCGUCACUCGAUUAGACAAACUCAGGCGACUGCUAUAGUAUCAAACCACUUUUAAAUCGUUACAAUGUGUGGAGCUUACUAAUCGUUGUUGUCUAGACUGGUCCGACAGUGCCGGAUGCCAUGGUGGUGCAGGAACCAUUCGUCUACAUCCCUGAAGAGACCAUCCGAGAUGCGCUCAAAGUUAUUCUUGACGCAAGAAACCAGCCGAUGCUCAUCCACUGCAAGAGAGGCAAG
Zea mays is the source of this 1642-nucleotide messenger RNA. RefSeq lists its product as uncharacterized. The transcript is spliced from 11 exons. Gene Ontology annotation, molecular function: pyridoxal phosphate binding; L-alanine:2-oxoglutarate transaminase activity. The coding region runs from base 713 to 1423 and encodes 236 amino acids. The record is from RefSeq and is a predicted model, not a curated record. NCBI's taxonomy places the organism in Eukaryota, Viridiplantae, Streptophyta, Magnoliopsida, Poales, Poaceae. Gene Ontology annotation, biological process: biosynthetic process.